UCCUGUUGCUUUUCGUUCCCCCGGCCGGAUUAGUUCCCCUGCCCCGCCAACCCUUUCCAUCAACCUUCGCUUCGAAUCGCCGGGAUGUCGGCCGCGGCUGCGAAAAGGGAAUCCGAUCUCUCCGGGCAGAUCGAGGACUUUGUGGCGCUGCUCAAGCGGGGCGGGAAGAGGCCUCGCUCGGAGGAUGUUGCCCGGCAGACGGUGGGCCUGCUGCGGAGGAUCGUGGCGAACGGGCGCUGGGACAAUGCGGGUGAGAGAGGAGCAGGAGCGGCGGAGGCGGCGAAGGAGCCCUCGCCGCAUGCACGGGCUCCUGUCGCCGGGCUUAAACCCUUUCUUCCCAGUCGUGCCCUCCACCCGUUUCUUCCCUAAACCGAGAAACAAAACCGCGAUUUUACUUCGGUUGGCUCCUUUCUCCACAAGUAGCUGCAACGAUGGCAGGACUUGCCUAGCUCACCAUGCAUAAUUUGCCUUUCCACCUCGAGCGGCCGCAGGUGCAAUGGAAGUUUAUGACUCCUGCACCUUUUAAGCAGAGAUAGGAGACCUAUGGCCCUGUAGGUGUUGUUGCCCCUCCAGAUCCCAUCAAUCCUGACAAUUGAUCGUGAUGGUUGGAGCUGAUGGGAGCGGGAACACCUGGAGGGCCACUUAUAUUUUAAAGGGUUGUAUUGGAGAGCUGAUUAUGGAAGGUGCUUCUUUUUCCCCCACCCCUAUGUAGCUGCCAACGUUUUCUUAUACACAAUUCUUAGGGGGUCCCUAGAUUGGUGUGCAACCCGUCUUCCAUGUGAUAAUGGUGCAUUAGUGGUGGUUUUCUAUUGGACCUCCCAUACAUUAUUACAUUUUAUUAGUGGUUCUGCAAUGCAUCCUCAGUGUUAUCACAGUAUUGCUGUCUAGAGGGUCACUCUUGUGCUGGCAAAAAUAAGGCAAAACAAUAACUCCAGAGCGUCUGUGAUAUGAGAAGUUACAACAUUUCAGUUAAAAGCUAUGGGAGAUGCCCUGAAUUGAAAUGAAGCAGUAUGUUUGCCCCAAAACAUUUGCAGAAGUAAACAGUAUUGAGAGUGGGAUUGCAUAUAACCACUCCAAUACAGUCAUGAACACAAAUAAUAUUGAAUGCCCAAUAAAAAGGAUGUCUGGGGCCCUUAAAAGGUACAUAAGUCAAACGCCUGCAAGUGGUUAUCCUGUCCUUGCCUCUGCUGAUCUGUGUAAUGUAAGCACUUUUUACUGGAUGUAUCAUCCUGAUCUGGGUAGGCUUAUUUUAAUCACCAAAAAAAGGGGGGUGGAAAGUAAUGCAAUGUGUUACACAGCCCCCCCCCCCAGGUUCCUGCCAACCGGAUGCAGGCAGAGUGAGUAGUUUGAAGUAUCAUUUGAGUGUCUGCUGUGAGGAGUAGACACCCUGUACUAUGUAAUUAACUUUGAAAGUUCCUUACAUUUCAGGAGAGCUGAUAAGCAUAAUUCGUCAGGAGGGUAAGAAAAUGACUGCUGCCCAGCCAUCUGAGACCACUGUAGGCAAUAUGGUGAGACGAGUGCUGAAGAUAAUUCGAGAGGAGUAUGGCAGGUAAUGGUUGCUUUUGUUUGAUCAGAACCUAGCCAAUUUCUCUAAUGUAGAAACCACCUGACCCUACCACACCUAAAACUUCUGUUUAAAAUUUAUAUAUAACCAUUGGAAAUCGUUUGUAGAAAGGCUUUCAGAACAGUUGAUUUUGGAGUGUUGAACCUUUAUUCAGCUAUUUUUAGGACCCAAAUUAUUUAUGUGAUUACAAGCUGUUUUAUUUAUUAAAUUUCUAUACUACCCUUCAUCCGAGGAACACAGGGUGGUUUACAAGCAAAAAAUAGAAAAAUACAUAACACAGUAACAAAACAAUACCCGCCUGCCCCAUUUAAAAGGCCAAAGUUUGUUUAAUUAGUAAACGUCUAAGAGAGGAGGAAUGUUUUUGCCUGGCUCCUAAAGAUAUGUAACAAAGGCACCAGGUGAGCCUCCCUGAGGAAAGCACUCCAUGUCUAUGACAGGGGACUGAUAUCAAAAUUCCCCACUAUCAGACCACCCUCUUCCUGCCCAGUUGAAGGUCCAGAGUGUGACCUGCCACAUGGGCUGCUGAUACGUUGUGACAGCCCCAUGGUCAUCAUGGUAGCCAUGAAGCCCUGAGCCGCCCCAGAGCACUUUACCAUGGCUGUUGAAAGCCCCUAAAACCAGCUGUCCAGGAGCCCUCAACACCAUUCUGAGACCCGCUCUUUCAGCUCGGGUUGGGAGACUGUGGGCAGUGAGGCAGGCAGUAAACCAGCAGAAUCCCUAAUCCGUCCCAAUUGCUUAAUGCCAGGAACAAAUACUUAGAUCCCCCACAGCAGCCCUGCUUUUAUUUCACCAGUCCAGCUAGAUGAUGUAAUUCAGCUGGGGGUAGAGUGACAGGUGUUGGUGAGAGUGGCUGAGUCCAGGCCUCAGGGCUUUGGUCCUGCAAAGAGGCAUCCAAGCUUAGGAGUCUUCAGCUGUUCCUGGGGUCCUCCCUCGCUUACACAGGAGUGGUGUUUUAAUCUGUUUUUAAUAUUGUGUUUUAAUUGUAACCCGCCCUCAGCCCUUAGGAUGAAGGGUGGGUAAGAAAUUAUAGUUAAUAAUGUGUUGCUACUGUAUGUACCAUUCCCUGGCAAAGUAAUUACCUUGAAUUAAAGCACAAUUGCACAUGCUAUUCUUUUUCUUUUCUGGCCAAACACACUCGAGCUGUGUAAGCAAUAUUGACCCGGGAUAUUUGGCUUUUAGAAGGACUAACAUAAAUAUAACCAGAUGUUCUUAAUUCCUUCUUUGAUGGGAAGCCACAAUGCCUGGUCCAGCAUGUAACUUAGUCUUCCAGCAGGAUUGUUUUUCCGUUUUGAAAAAGUCCCUUUUGUUUUGUAGGCUUCGAGGAUACAGUGAGGAGAGUGACCAGCAGGAAUCACUACACAAACUUCUGACCUCGGAAAGUAGUGACGACACUGAGAGUUUCAAUAUCUACUAUCCUCCACUCAGGGCCAAUAUCAUUGAAAUUAUUAGUGAACUGUUGAUUGAACUAGGUAAGAGAGAGGGUAUAAUAACAGAAAUAACUGUGGGAACUACAUGAUUGCUAGUAAAAUGAGAAAGUUCCAAUAAUGAGUAUUGCUGAAGUGUUCCACCCUUAACUGCUGCAUAAUGCUGCCUUCCUAUUAGGAAGAUCAGAAAUGGGAAGAAACAGGUAGAGCUUUUUCCAUCAUUUUCAGCUGGAGUAGUGUAAGAAGAUUUUAGUACUCAUGAUAUAGUAAGUGGUACAAAUAUAGCCCACCUAGGUUCAAGAUACGCAUGUAACCACAGGAAGCUACUUCUUGCAUGGAAUGAAAGCUAAACAGUUUGUGUCUGUAAUCUGUAGGGACUGUUAAAAGUUUAUAUAAUGCACAUAAUGCCCUUUCAUCCUAUUGUAAUUGCAAACCAUAGAUACUGUCUCAGCAAACAGUAUGUGUCCUUUUUUUCUUUUUAAUGCCAUAAGCCUUUGACAAUAUACGAUUCAGGUAUGGUAGGAAGUAAUGAGAUUCCACCCUGUUUGGAUUAGUGCCCUAUUUCCUAGCUAAUUUGCAGUGGAGGAGGUGUUGGGCCUGUCUUUUCUCUUAUGGCUGGAUUUCUUUUUUCUUUUCUUUUAUUUGCAGAGGGCACCACUGACAACAUUGCCAUGCAGGCCCUGGAGCAUAUCCACUCUAAUGAGGUGAUCAUGACCAUUGGCUAUUCACGCACAGUUGAGGCCUUCCUGAAGGAGGCAGCACGCAAGAGGAAAUUCCAUGUAAUUGUGGCUGAAUGUGCACCCUUUUGUCAGGUGAGGCCUGUUAUCUGGGCUAUCCUUGUCCCCUGCUCACUGUUGACUAUGGAACACUUCUAAUUGUAUUUUUGUUUUGUUUUAUUUAAUUAACAAAUUUAACAAAAAUAGAAACUAUAUUUUAAUCAUAAAUGAAUUUUUUUUUUCCAUUUAUGGGAAUGUAUAGGCUUUGUGAACAGGCAGUAGGUUAAGGGAAACUUCUUACCUUUCCCAGUAGGAGGAUGGUAGUGUUUCUGAUGAUAAUGGCUUUAAUGGACAGUGUGAAAACCUUGCAUGCAUGAACAGCACCCAUUUCACAAUAAAUUCUGAUAGCUGGCAGUUUUGAGAUAUAAGAAAGCAUUUCUUCCUAUAAUGCAUAGUCAACACACCAUUGAUAUUAUUCCCACGCUGUAUCAACCAACACUUCUUGUUGUUCCAAAGUCUGCUGUUGCAGGCAAAGCUCUAAUACGGGAUCAGACUUUCUCUGUGAUGGAAUUCCCUGUCUGGAAUUCUUCUGCUGGAAGUGGCAGGAUAAUAGUGCCAGCUUUAAACAUAUCUGUUCUCUUAGGUGUUUGGUGACUGACAUAUAGGCUAUACAGCUUUGUGUUUACUGAUAAAUCUAUUUGUUGUUUCUUUAAUACAUAGUUUUAUAGUAUUUUGGAAACUGUCCUAUGGUUCUUUUGUAAUGAAGAACAGUCUAAAGGUUCUGUCAAUAAUUGUUAUAAAUAAAUAACAUAGUGAUUUAAUUGCCACAAGUCUUUGUUGGUGAAUGAUGAGCAUUACUGUUUGUUUUUAAAGAAUUAGGUGACUACUUGAGGGCUAAAUAGUAGAAAAAAUAAACCAUAGGUGUGAAUCUCCAUUUUCAGACUUCUGACUGACCGAUUCUGGGAUUAAGAGGUGAUGGAUAUUGUCAAGGAAUCUGUCUCGUUACUGUUGACAGAAAUAAUGCUUGGAUUAGUGGGACCAUUGGUGUGACCUGGCAUGAGAUGAGCUGUGUGCUCAUAAAGCUUAAGAAACUCUAGCUUACAAGCAUUACUUGCCUGGCCCUUUCAAUGCACAUUGUCACUUUCCCCUUUUUCCUUUUCAGGGUCAUGAAAUGGCUGUCCGUUUGUCUAAGGAGAACAUAGAAACUACCGUCAUGAGUGAUGCUGCCAUCUUUGCUGUCAUGUCUCGCGUCAACAAGGUAGGCACGAUGGGACUGUUUGGUCUUUUUCUGCUGCUAUGUGGAGCAUCCUGGGAAGCUUGUAGAUUCAGAGUGGCAAAACUCUUUUAGGCCAAGGCUGCAUUGAACUAUUGUAAACCAGCCAGGGGACAAAACGUAAAAAAUGGAUAUGGCUUUUUGAAAAAAGACAAAAGACAAAAUUCUGUGGGCCACAGAAAAAACACCCCCAAAACUUUUGGCAUAACAGCAUCACAGUGCAAUACCUAUGGAAGUAGUCAUUGAAAUAACUAGACUUUAAUUAUUAUUUUUUAAAGUUUUAAAUAGAAGAAAGGGAGGACGGCCUGGGGGCCCCACAAAAAUCUUUUAGCAUCAUGGCAUCAGAGCCAGAGUCCAAUAGCAGUCAAAAUUCCUGUUCUGAAAAACUGGAGCUGGGGGGGGGGGGGGCAUCAAAAAAUGCUCUUGGCUGACUGCAUGUUAUCUGGGGAUUCCCAAAGGACAGAAAUUGUGUUGGGUCAGAUGGGUCAAGACCAGCCUUUUUGACAAGCAGAGGGCCAGACUCAACUACAGUUUUGCUAGUGAAAGCCAGUGCAAGAAUCCCUGCUAUUACAAUGGGCUCCCCCCUCCCCCCCAUGCUUCCCCCAAUACGCUCUGAAGGGCUGAGGGACACCCCCAGAACAAUGUGUAGGGGGAGGAGAGGAGAGAUCAUUGGGAAAACAGAAAUGCAUGUGCUGCCAGAAUGAUCUCCUUAGUGCUAUGAUGAAUUAUACCCAAAAUUUGCUCCCCCCUCGAGUUACUGGUUCUAUCAUACGUUAGGAAUGCUUAUCAUCAUGCUGUGUCAUGAUCUAAGAUAAAUAACUUCCACCACAUUGCAGUUCAUUAUGAUACUCUGGUUUCUUAAUAUUUCUGUAUUGCAGGUAAUAAUUGGAACAAAGACUAUCUUGGCCAAUGGUGCCCUGAUAGCUGUCAGUGGAACUCAUACCUUGGCACUGGCAGCCAAGCACCACUCCACCCCUCUUAUUGUCUGUGCACCCAUGUUCAAGCUCACACCACAGGUAGGUGUAGUAACCUCUGAAUAGUAUCUCUAUAGUCAAGAGCAACACAAAUGCUCAGAGAGAGCCAAUGCUGCUGCAAAUGGAUGAAUCCAAAUGCAUACAUUAAUAUGGACCUUUGCUAGCGCAAGCAAGUUGCAAAAUGCCCGUGUGUCUUUUAGAGAAGACCAUAAAGUAAAUGUGUCAAUGCACUCAAAUUCUGUCCUGCCCCGCUGGGUACUAUUUGGAUCGUAUCUCUUCUGAAAUCUAACAAGGCAUAUGGAACAGACCAGGGCUAUGUGAACAUACAAGCGCUGAAAAUGAUAUUGGAUACAGAAUUCAGAGGCUUAAUAAUAGUAAGAAAUGAUAAGUUUUAAAAUGUACAAGAAAAGUACCCAUGCUGCAUCUCCUGCAUAGGAUGAUAGUGAUGGUGCCUUUGCUGUUCUCUCUUCCAGUUCCUGAAUGAAGAUGACUCAUUCCAUAAAUUCGUCUCUCCACAGGAAGUGUUGCCUUUCACAGAAGGUAGAAUUUUUAAAAAUUCUUUUGAGAGGAAGCUACUCUGUAAACUACUUUUAGUGACUCUGGACCUUUGAAAGCCCAAUCUAUAAAUGUUUUCUUAGAAAGAAAUCCCAUUGUGUUCAACAGGGCUUACUCCCAAGUAAGUGUGCAUAGGAUUGCAGCCUGAGUUAUUAAGCUUCAAUCUUCAAUUCACUGACCAAAAAGCAAGUCUCAUUGAACUUCAUGGGACAUACUUCUGAGUAAACAUGCAAAAGGUUGCACUGUUAGUACUAGGGCUUCACUGUGCUUACAUCCUGAUCUACUUUAAGCAAUAACUGUUCUGUAACUGUUUCUUCAGCUAAUAUAUUUCGUACAUGCCUUCCUCCAACUCAUAUUGGGCACCGAAGGCAAAAUAUGGUGUGAUAUAAGCAGUGAUAAGCUAUUAAGAUGAUUUUGCCUAAGCAAGCAUGGGCAAUGGUCCCCAGCGGUGUCUUUAACGCUGCUGUUCUGAGGGAUUAUCAGUGCAGUUUUCUUUUGAAUAAGCAUGCUUAUGUUAUACUGUUGUGUACUCAGGCUUUGAAUAAUAGAGCACAUGAGGCAAGAUAGGUUUUUAUUUCACCUCCUUUUGCUGCACUGUCUCAGUUUUUUCACUGAUUCUUAUGUGCCAUACACUAAGUGCAAGGCCAAUUUUUUUCUUGUUCACUUCUGUUGUUCAUUUUUCACUUAAAUUGCAUAUUUUUCUUUCAGGAGAUAUUCUGUCUAAGGUCAACAUUUAUUGUCCGGUCUUUGACUACGUUCCUCCAGAACUUAUCACACUCUUCAUUUCAAAUAUUGGAGGCAACGCUCCUUCCUACAUCUAUCGUCUAAUGAGUGAACUCUAUCACCCGGCGGAUCGUGAACUUUGAGCUGUGGACACCAUUUAUAUCAUGGAGUAGACGUGUACUUUCGCCUGAAGAAGCAGCGGCAAAAUAAAAUGUCAAACUGCAGGAAAUGGACUUACUGUCUUCAAAAGAUACUUUAUUUGACCUUUGCUUUCUCUGUCAGAAAAAGCACUGCUCUAGUCCUGGGUUCUGUCAGCUUUAUUGAAAGACAUAGUAUAAAUCUUGGCUGAGAAAGUUUUAGGAUAGCAUAGAGGCCAUAGUUUAGUGGUGGCCUAAACAUCGAAAAGGAAUUUGCUUGCAGCUGCUAAGCCACCUUCAGUCUGUCAUCACAAAUUCUCCUGUAACAGGUCCAGCUCCUUGAUUCUUCUACUUUGCUUCUUGAAAUAGGACAUAGAAAUAAAGUUUAGCUGUUCAGAUGGUUUCUGGUGGAAAGCAGCCUGCUCUCAUUCUUGUUUCAAUUAAAUGCUGAUACUUGCAUUCAGGGCAAGCUAAAGUAACCAGUUCUACAAAAUAGCAUCUGAAUGCUUUAAUUAUUUAGUGAAUUAUUAUAAUUUAUUGAAUACCGCCCUAUACCCAGACAUCUCAGGGUGGUUCAAAGAAUAAGAAGCAUUUUAUUUUGGUGGUAAUUCAGUUUGAAACUCUAGCCUGCAUCAGUUGGAUAAUGCAAUCAGCAUUUAAAAGUGACUUGAAAUACCAAAUGACAAAAAUACUAAGGUAAGCAGUAUAAUAAUUUGGUUGAAGCAACAGUUCUGAUCAAAUGUUGAAUCUGUGUAGGACCAUAAUGGUAUGACCAUAAAGCAAUGAGGCAAGAGUGUGAUUCUAUUAUUACUUUACUAUUAUUAUUUUACAAAACAACCUUUCAAAAGCAUUUAAUUAUACAGUGCUAGUGCAAUGCAAGUCACUCCAUAUUUUUCUGGAGCACAGAUGUGAAUAUUCUGCCUCAUAUAUUUUUUAAGUAUUAGACAAUCCUGGUCCUUGCUUAAUGAAUUCAGGAUGCUGAAGUUCCUUCUUCUUUUGUGCUUUCAGAGUUGAUCCCGGUCCCACAGUAAUUUGUGUUCCAUAACAGGAACAUCUAUUGGUGUUUGCCUCAAGCACUACCUGUUGAGAGGCAUCAGCAUUCAAUGAAAUUUUAAGAUCUGGUCAGCGCUUUCAGGUACAACCGUCCUUCUCUUUCCCAAAGAGUUGCCAGCACUUCACCAUUUUCUUUAGUUUAGCCAGAUUAGGUUUAGGCUGAAGCGGAAAAAAUAACAUUAAUGACUUGGUCACACAUACCUUAACUCAAAGAAAACAAUCCAAUAAUAUUGCUUAUAAAAUUCUGUACAAAUUGAUAUUUAAAUGGAGGGUACCCUCCAAGUUUACUUUUUGUUUUUCUGCAAAAUUAAUUAAAACUUGUUGUCAUACAAUCAUCAUG
Podarcis lilfordi (Lilford's wall lizard) is the source of this 8759-nucleotide messenger RNA. The record is from the annotation of a GenBank genome assembly. Lineage: Eukaryota; Metazoa; Chordata; Lepidosauria; Squamata; Lacertidae.